Medicago truncatula (barrel medic) is the source of this 1419-nucleotide messenger RNA. Its product is annotated as peroxidase 21. The transcript has 5 exons. Lineage: Eukaryota; Viridiplantae; Streptophyta; Magnoliopsida; Fabales; Fabaceae. The record is from RefSeq and is a predicted model, not a curated record. Gene Ontology annotation, biological process: response to oxidative stress; hydrogen peroxide catabolic process. Bases 204 to 1178 code for a protein of 324 amino acids. Gene Ontology annotation, molecular function: peroxidase activity; heme binding.
AUGUCAAAGAAAGUUGCUUAGUGGAGAAGAUUGUGCUUCCCAAAUGUGCAACUCCAAUAACAUGUUCUACUCUCCCCAAAUGUGCAACUCAAAAAUAUCUAUUCCCAAAUGUGCAACUCCAAAAUAUUUCUAUAUAUAGCUUAUAAUGUCCCUCUCCUACAUAACAUAACUCACAAUAAGAGAGACAUUUCAACUUGCUAAAUAUGGCUAACAAGCCUCGUUCUAAUUCGUCUUUCCUCUUUCUAUUGCUUAUCCUACAUUUUAACAUGGGGAAAAGCCAGCUCCAGCUGAACUACUACUCCACCAGCUGCCCAAGAGCCGAAGAGAUAAUCAAGCAGCAAGUCACUGAACUAUAUAAUCAAGGAAGCACAGCCAUUUCGUGGCUUCGAAAUCUCUUCCAUGAUUGCAUGGUCAAUUCAUGCGAUGCAUCCUUUCUUUUAGCAACGUGGCGCGGUGUGGUAUCGGAGCAGACAUCGGUAAGAAGUUUUGGGAUGAGAAAUUUCAAGUAUGUGAACACCAUCAAAGCUGCUGUUGAGAAAGAAUGUCCCUUGACAGUGUCAUGUGCUGAUAUUGUUGCUCUUUCUGCUAGAGACGGUAUUGCAAUGUUGGGAAUUCCAAACAUUGAAAUGAAGAGUGGAAGAAGGGAUAGCAAAGAAAGCUAUGUAACGGUGGUGGAAGAAUCCAUUCCAAGCCAUAAUGCCUCCAUGUCCUUAGUGCUCACUCGUUUCCAAGCUAUUGGUGUUGAUGUUGAAGCCACGGUUGCUCUUUUAGGAGCACAUUCAGUGGGAAGAGUACACUGCAUAAAUAUGGUCCACAGACUAUACCCUAUAGUGGACCCAACGCUAGACCCUACAUAUGUUGUCUACCUAAAACGUAGAUGUCCAAAACCAAACCCAAAGGCAAAAGCUGUCCAAUAUGUAAGGAAUGAUCUAAAAACUCCAUUGAUAAUUGACAACAACUACUACAAGAACAUUUUGCAACAUAAGGGUCUUCUAACUGUGGAUGAAGAACUAGCCACUGACCCAAUAACAUCACCUUAUGUACAAAAAAUGGCAGAUGAUAAUGGUUACUUCAAUGACCAAUUCUCAAGGGCUGUUCUUUUGUUAUCAGAGAAUAAUCCUCUUAUUGGAGAUCAAGGUGAAAUCAGAAAGGAUUGUCGCUUCGUUAAUGCCAAUUAGAUAUAUAAUUAGCUAGCAAUAUACUAGCUUGGUAUUUGUAUAAUUUACUAAUUCUACUCUACUUAAUGCCAUAGAAAUAAUUUACUCAUUCUACUUUAGUAUUAAGUAAUUGUAGAGAUGUUUGGAUAAUCCUCAAAAUGAAGGAAACAAAUUUCUUUCUAGAUAUAUGUUGUAAAAGGAAUGCUGCUCUAUAGUGUAUAAUUCGUUUGGUUUUGGCACCCGUCUCAACCAUCUUACUAAA